Messenger RNA from Siniperca chuatsi (mandarin fish), 1999 nucleotides. RefSeq names its product 8-oxoguanine DNA glycosylase (gene ogg1). Lineage: Eukaryota; Metazoa; Chordata; Actinopteri; Centrarchiformes; Sinipercidae. Gene Ontology annotation, biological process: base-excision repair; base-excision repair, AP site formation; nucleotide-excision repair. The transcript is spliced from 7 exons. Gene Ontology annotation, molecular function: damaged DNA binding; 8-oxo-7,8-dihydroguanine DNA N-glycosylase activity. Bases 465 to 1697 code for a protein of 410 amino acids. Gene Ontology annotation, cellular component: nucleus. The record is from RefSeq and is a predicted model, not a curated record.
AAGGGCAACCGGAAUCUGGGUGAUGUUGCAUCAUAUUGACAUUUCAGUAAUUUCGGAUAAUUAUUAAUGUGAAGUUAGGACCAUAAUCACUUAUUAUUUAUUUUAGAUAACGUUUUGAAUUACAUGUACCUAAACUUUCCACUUUUCGAAAACUUUUCUUCUCAAACAUGCGCAGCCUUGCAACGCUGUGUAAGGUCUUUGUUGUCCAUCAGUGUCGACGCCAGCUAAAACAACUCCGAGAAAGUUAUUUACGCUGGCUGCUGAAGAAGAAUUGUACAUUGAAGUUGUAGCUCCUCGUAAAAAGCCCUUUACAUGAAUGUGUAGGUUUUAUCACGCCCUAUAUGUCACAUACAUUACAUCAAACCACGAUGAGAUUUAUAAUACCGGGACACUGUGGUAGCAGUAUACGCUUGUUAUAACCUCUAAACAGCAUUGUAACGUUAACUGUUAGCAUCAAAACAGUUAUGGCCAAACAUGCGGUGCUGUUAUCGGGGGCAAAGAUGUGGAGAUCCCUGGCCUGUACAAAGUCAGAGCUGCGUCUGGAUCUCACUCUUGUCUGUGGACAAUCUUUCCGCUGGAGAGAAACUACAGAAGGCCACUGGACCGGAGUGAUGGGAGGACGAGUUUGGACUCUGACUCAGACAGAUGACACUCUUUGGUACCACGUUUACAAAAACCAAGACAGGCAGGUGGAAGAAAGUGACAGGAAGAGGAGAGCUGGUGUUCCUUUCCAGAUGGAGAACAAGCCAGAGAAGAGAUUCAAAGGAGCUUUGAAGAAGGAAGAGGAGGAGCCGGUGGCUGUGACUUUAGUGCAGGACACUGAGGAGGAAGAAGAGAUGCUGAGAGAUUACUUCCAGCUGAAUGUGAAGCUGGGGGAUCUGUACAAGGAAUGGGGAGCAGCAGACCCCCACUUCAAGCAUAUUGCAGACAUCUUCACAGGUGUACGAAUGCUGCGCCAGGACCCCACUGAAUGCCUAUUUUCCUUAAUUUGCACCUCCAACAACAACAUCUCUCGCAUCCAGGGCAUGGUGGAGAGGCUGUGUCAGGCUCUGGGCGCCCCACUAUGCCAAUUGGAUCAAACGUCUUACUACAACUUUCCUUCCCUGUCUGCACUUGCAGACAACAGCGUAGAGGCAUGUCUCAGGGAUCUCGGUUUUGGAUACAGGGCUCGGUUCCUUCAGCAGAGCGCAAAGCAGAUUUUGGACACCCAUGGGCUCCAGUGGCUUGAAGGUUUGCGCAGUGUCCCAUAUCUGCAGGCCUGUGAUGCUCUGCGUACUCUCCCUGGUGUGGGCACCAAGGUGGCGGACUGUGUAUGUCUGAUGUCCCUGGAUAAGGCAGAGGCCGUGCCCAUAGACACACACGUGUGGCAGAUUGCUAAACGUGACUACAACUAUGCUUCUGGCAGCGGACAAAAGAGCAUCACAGAUAAACUUCACAGAGAUAUUGGGGAUUUUUUCAGAAAACUGUGGGGUCCUUAUGCUGGUUGGGCACAGUCGGUGUUGUUCUGUGCUGACCUCAAGAAGUUCCAAAAACUGAAAGACAUGCUACAUCUGAAGCAGCCGCAGAAAGAGGAAAAUGGUGAAGAGGAAACAAGUGUAGCAUGCAAGAAAAUGAAAAUUAGGACAGAAGAAAAUGGAACUGUGAAGAACAAGAAAACCAAGUCAGUAUGUCACAAGAAAGCAAAGAUGUCUGCCUAGAAUGAGAGAGCGGUAUGAAGUAAACCUGCUUUUUACAUCAGAUUACAAUACAACACAUUUUUCACAUACUUUGGCCAGCUUCAUUUAAUAAACCUAUUGGAAUGAAAUAUUUAAAAGAUUUAUUUGUCAGGAACAUGGUAUAAAACAAAUUAUUGUAAAAAAAUUCGUUUACAUGUGUUUUAUGUUGUUUACUGUGACCUCUCCCAUGUCUACUUUCCUAUGAGUUUACUACAGUACAAAUACAGCACACUGGUGUGUUUGCUUGUUUGUUUUACAAUAAAGACAAAAUAACUUAACUAUAA